This is a messenger RNA of Nicotiana tabacum (common tobacco), 1771 nucleotides long. RefSeq lists its product as uncharacterized. The record is from RefSeq and is a predicted model, not a curated record. Lineage: Eukaryota; Viridiplantae; Streptophyta; Magnoliopsida; Solanales; Solanaceae.
CAAUUAUCAAUGGGAAAACUGGACCUGGACCGUACUUACUAUUUUGAGUAAGAUUCAGGUACUUUAGUUUGAAUCCAUGGCACAUGGUUCCCCAUCUUCACUCUUUCACCACCUCAAUAUUUUCAGGCAACUUGUGCUAUAACCAGUCAACGACUUCGAUCUCUAUCAACUAGAGCCUUUUUACAGACAUCGGAAGAUAAAAAUGUUUUCAGGCAUGCUCGAACGAGGAAAGAUGGUAUUGAAACUACCGAAUAUUGUCCAAAAUAAACGACUGCCUAUUGUGAUUGCAUUUUUUCUCUUCAUUUCUGUUUUAUACUUGGUUUUGUAUCGAGAAAAUGGAGAAAAACCCGGUUCAUCAUCUGAGAUAUUAAACCAGAAUUGGGAUAACUUUAGCUCUGUGGUUAAGUUAGACCCCAUAGUAGAGUUCAGGAAUGGCACAGAUAUGAUAUGGCAAAUCCCUGACUCACCUAAAGCAAUUCUUUUUCUUGCACAUGGUUGUGAUGGUAAAGCAGCUAACUUUUGGGAUAGAUCAUCUAAGUGCCCGAAUUGUGUCGGUCUACCUGAAGAGAGGCUUCUUACACUUAAUGCUUUAGCUAGGAAAUUUGCAGUUAUCGCGGUAUCAAGUGCUGAGGCGUGCUGGUCGUUCAAAGAGGAAAGAUUUGUCGUCAAAGAUAUUAUUGAGUGGUGGAUUGCUAAACAAAAGCUUCAACAUUUGCCUCUUGUAGCUUUGGGUGCUUCCUCUGGAGGAUACUUUGUUUCAAUUCUCGCGACUGAUUUAAGAUUUAGUAGCAUCACGGUCAUGAUUAUCGAAGGAUUGUAUGAUCAAAUGGAGAUUCCAGAGAGUUAUCCGCCCACCCUUUUUGUGCACAUGCCAAAAGAUAAGAGUAGGAUGCAGAAACUAGAACGAUUCGCGAUACUCCUGAAGGGAAAAGGCAUUGAUGUUGCAGAAGUUAAAUGCUUGGAGUUUCCUUUGUCGCCUAAUCUGUUUGCUGAUAGAAUCCCUGGUAUUGAUGUUGCUACCUCGGCGAAGUUGUUUAAUCUAUUCCAGGAAAAAGGUUUCGUUGAUAAGAAUGGUUUCAUGACAAAUGAUGGGCGUGAUAUACAUUGGAACAAGACUCUCCAAGAGAGAGGGAUUGUUCUCCCGGAUAAGUCCUUAGCAAAGCACAUUGAAGAGGAAAUGAACCUUGCAUUUGCUUUUCAUGAAAUGACCAGCAUGCAAUCUGAGCAAAUCUUCAACUGGUUUGAGACUCAUUUGAGCUAAUCAGGUCUUCUUCCUGCGUAAUUUCUUCUAACAGCGCGGGGAGAAUUUCACUCACUCUGCUUUGGACUACUGACAGCGGACCUGAAUAAUGUCGUUUGGUGCUAAUAAUAUUUUGACCAGGUUCCGUUCCACUUACUGUGCUUGCAUUGUGAUGGAAAAUACUUUCUGGACUAUCAUACUGUUUGGCUACUGAAUGUAUUGUUCUGGAGUUGUAUUGUUGGUUGAUUUUUCAAUUGUAGAUAUGUUAUAUGAAUAGUUCUACACUUUUUAAAAGCUUAUAAUGUGGUGAACAAAAGGUCUAAUGUUGUACCAUUGCUUCUUUAAUACUGCGGGGUUGCUUUUUGCCAACCCUGCUACUCAUAAUCAAAACCUAUGUUGCACGGACUCUCCAAAAUGAUACCGCACCCUUGUCGGAUCCUUAAAAAAUGUACUACUUUUGGAGGAUCCGACACGCACGCGGAGAAAUUUUUGGAGAGUCCGACCAACAUAGAUCAAAACUAUUCAUUACAA